Molecule: messenger RNA, 402 nt
Organism: Morchella importuna
Lineage: Eukaryota; Fungi; Ascomycota; Pezizomycetes; Pezizales; Morchellaceae
Exons: 1
Coding region: 1-402 (133 amino acids)
Source: RefSeq, a predicted model, not a curated record
AUGCAUAUUCCUCUCCUCAACACCCUCAUCAUCCUCCUCCUCACUAUCACAUUCACCGCCUAUCCCACGCUGGCCAAUAUCACCCCACCUGACGAAACUGGCCGCCAAACCACCUUCCUCUGCGGAAAACGGCCCACACAAGAAACCAUCCCAAUGUCCGACUUCUCCGCCGCCGCCAGUAAUUUCCUCCAAGAAUGCCUGACUAGACCCCGCUCUGAGGUCUUCCCCAACAUGCUCGACAUCCCCAGCCGCGAUCCAAACAGACCACUCUGCAAGGUCUUCGGUAGUUCCGGCAUAGCCAGUCUGGCUGUCUGUCUGAGUGGUACCGGCGACCCGGGCCAGAAGGAGGUUGACCUCUUGAACAAGGCCUUUCCCACAUGUGGGCAUACGGUUGUCAUAUAG